This is a messenger RNA of Carassius auratus (goldfish), 1407 nucleotides long. Its product is annotated as unconventional myosin-IXb-like. Gene Ontology annotation, biological process: intracellular signal transduction; lamellipodium morphogenesis; actin filament-based movement. The coding region runs from base 382 to 1392 and encodes 336 amino acids. Gene Ontology annotation, molecular function: ATP hydrolysis activity; ATP binding; microfilament motor activity. The record is from RefSeq and is a predicted model, not a curated record. NCBI's taxonomy places the organism in Eukaryota, Metazoa, Chordata, Actinopteri, Cypriniformes, Cyprinidae. The transcript has 3 exons. Gene Ontology annotation, cellular component: ruffle; actin filament; myosin complex.
UUCGCUGUUCUACAUAUGCCCGCACGAGACGAGUUUUCCUCACUGUGUGGUUAAACAGACCUCCAGCACAAAGCCCCCACAUCGCAUUCACCAUGUCCGUGUGUCCUCUCCGGACCCAUAUCUCUGUGUUAUGUUUUUAAAGUGACCUCAGGGUUGGAAAUAAACCUGUCUGGAUGAGUUUGAUGAAGAGUCGAUCUAUUGGAUGAAGAGGCGGAGCUGCAUACGCGUAUGCACAAACACACAGAGACAAUCGACCAGCUGCCACAUUUAUUCACUUAUUAACAUGAGACGCUAUAUUCGGCACAACAUUCACACACCACGGUGCUAGAUGGUGUUUGUGAAGGCAGUGCGUAAUGCUGAAGGGGCUCGUCCUGAGUCAGAAUGAGUGUCAAAGAUGGCGAUGGGACGACUAGCCAAGAUGGAAAGGCUUACGAACUUCAGAUCUACCCCAGACUCUCUCUGGAGACGGCAUCAUGCUGUACACUCAGAGUCACCAAGGAGGCCACCACAGCUAGCGUCAUACAGGAUGCGGCAGCGACCCUCGGACUGGACGCCAGCAAGGUCUACGUCCUGGCCGAGGUGAAGGAGUGCGGCGGGGAGGAGUGGGUGCUUGAAUCAACCGACCUUCCAGUGCACAGGGUCCUUCUAUGGCCGAGAAAAGCCCAAGAUCAGCAUUCUCAGAAAGAGGGAUUUUACUUCCUCCUCCAGGAGCGCAACAACGAUGGCUCCAUCUGCUACGUGCACCUGCCUUCCGUGGGGAACGAGCAGGAGUCCAAGCGACUGGUUGCUCGGGGCUUCCUCCCACCCCAGCAGGAGGACUAUGAGGACCUCUGCAACCUUCCUGUCCUCAAUGAGGAUAGCAUCUUGGAUAACCUCUGCAUUCGUUUUCAGAAGAAGAAAAUUUAUACAUACGCUGGAAGCAUCCUCAUUGCCAUCAAUCCUUUUAAGUUCUUACCCAUUUACAACCCCAAAUAUGUCAAAAUGUACGAGAACCACCAGUUGGGCAAGCUGGAACCUCAUAUUUUCGCCAUUGCCGAUGUAACCUACUACGCCAUGUUGCGCAAACGUGUCAACCAGUGUAUCGUUAUCUCAGGAGAGAGCGGAUCAGGCAAAACGCAAAGCACUAACUUCCUCAUUCACUGCUUGACGGCUCUCAGCCAGAAGGGUUAUGCAAGCGGCGUGGAACGAACCAUCUUGGGUGCUGGACCUGUGCUGGAGGCGUUUGGAAACGCAAAGACGGCCCACAACAACAACUCCAGCCGAUUCGGGAAGUUCAUCCAGGUCAAUUACCUGGAGAGCGGCGUGGGUGCGCGGGUGAGAGUCACACACACACACACACCCUGCCCUCUGAUGUCACUUCCUCUUCUCCCUCAGAAGAGCUGCUGCCUCUAAUCUGAGAUCGAUUCU